AUGAAUCCAACAAAGAUUUCAAGAAUGUCAGCAGCAAAGCUUUCGGUUUGUUUCGACAUGGUCAUAUCCAAAAACUGGAAAUCGCACGGGACGACGACGACGACGACGACAAGGUACACUUGUGAUUGCUUACCUGAAAUGAAGAAAAACUUGAAGUAUAACAUACAACUGUCACUGUGUAAUAACGGUGAACAGGAAGGUAAAAUCACGUUUGCUAGCUGUGCUUGCCCAGCUGGUAAGGGUCCAUGUGGCUCUUGUAAACACAUAGCUGCUCUUUGUUAUGCUCUUAAAGAAUUUGUGAGACUUAAGUGCACACGGGAAUAGGGUCCUUUCGACAUUCUCGGACGCGUGUUCCUGAGAACUAGAAACCAACAUGUGAACGAGGCUUAGAGGACAAAAUGGAUGCCAGCUCUGGUGCGGGCAUCUUCAGCACUAAACCAGUUCCUUGGUUAAAAGAAUAUUUAAAACAAAGAGGCAUUCAAAGCUCGGGAGAAUGAACUAGUAGAACUUUGUGUAAAAAGUGAGGAGAUAAAAGUCCCGAAAAUCUCAUAAGAAGAAGAGCCAGUCGAUCCAGCAAUUUCAAUGAAAGAGCAACUGAAAACUAACAAUGACGGGUACUUGGCCAAUCCGUUGAACAAAGAAAAUCAGGCUUUUGGUAAAUGGACCCACAAUUUUUCGGAAGUACCAGACUUUAGAUUUCCUGAUCUUUUUAAUUAUCUAGUGGGAAAGGAUCCCGGGUAUAACGCCGAAAGCCUAAAAAGUUACAAAUCUCUUCUGGGAUACAAGUUGUACUUCGAUGGACACGUAGAAGACCUUUGUUACCAUCCGCCACAAUCUAGUGCCAGCAGUUACAGUUAUUUUCUGUUUGCUGUAAAGCCAACUGAAAGGUCCAAGGCUGACGAUGGGUCAGCAACAUAUAAGGGUUUUUUUAUUUUAAAGAAGGAUGGAAGUGUGCAUUCAGCCUACUGCCCAUGCAAAGGAGGGUACAUGUAUGUAUUUUCAUUUACUCUUACUAUAAGGUAAGUAGCCUUAAGAUGUACAAUGAGCUAGAGUCAUUUGAAAUAUAUACGAGCUAAAAGUCUAAAAUGAGAGAUGUAUGUUUACCUGUUAUGAUCAGCUGAUGAAUUGUUGGACUAUUUUUAAUGUUAAUGUAAACAACAUACAGAUAUGCUAUAUAUGAAAGACAUUAAUUUAAAAAAAACCCAGCUAACUAAAUGAAUAAAUAAAAAAUGAAACUUGUGUGAUAAUAUAUCACUACUAACUUUCAAAGAAAAAAAAAAUUAAGCUAUUGGCUACAUUUCAGUGUACCAAAUGUUUCACUCUGCUAUAAGAUUAAUAUACAGAAAAAACAAGCAGAUGACUGAAAAUCACUUGCUUUUUUGAUCAUUUUAUUUGUGUGAGGACAAUGUUUAAUAAAUAUCAGUCAUCUUGGUCUCUAUUUGAUAGGGCAGAUGGAGGUUGUCGCCACAUAGCUGCAGCACUGUUUGAUCUGGAAGCAAGCAUACGAUUCAAUGAUCUCCAGUCAUGUACAUCAAGAUAAUGCAUGUGGAAAAAGAAAGGAAAGAGAAAUGAGGGAAGUUUGCCUAUUCAGGAGCUACAAACAAAUAGUGGUGGCUAUGGUGUGACAGUAAAAGACUCUGCAAAGCCAAGAGAUUUUAAUCCACUUUGUAUUCCUUAUGACCCAGCUGAAUUAGAACAACAGUUCAAAGCUGGGUUGCUGGAAACAUUCCCAGGUUCUUCAGCUCUUCCUUUCUUACAUUCAGCUGAAGAACCAGGGCAAACAGAGGAAGAAAUCAGGGCUUUGAUAAGUGAUGAUUUAAAUGUCAGUAAACAAGAAAGUGUUCAAAGUGUUGAUGUUUAUUCAAUGAGUGAUUACGCUAAAGUGUUUGUUUCUGUUAAUAUUGAAAAAGUGACACCUACAGUCUCUACAGAACUUGCAACUGAGUUCCUUGAGUCUAUUUCAUUUAAUGAAGAGCAAGCAGAAAUGAUCAACAAAAAGACUGUCAAUCAAUCCCAGUCCCAAUUUUGGUUUGAUCAAAGGGCAGGAAGAAUUACAGCUUCCUCAUUUUACACCAUGUGCCACCUCAGAGAGAGCACAGACAAGAGAAACACUGUGAAGCAUCUUAUGAAUUACUGUCCAAUUGCUGAAGAUGCAAUGCCAAAACAGUUAACAUGGGGUCAUGAAAAGGAAAAGAAAGCACUUGAUCUCUACAUUAAAAAACAAAAGAGAAACCAUGAGAAGUUGUCAAUAAAAAACAGUGGACUAAUAGUAAACACACUAUGGCCCUGCUUGGGAGCCAGUCCUGAUGGUGUCAGGAUUUGUGAGUGCUGUCAGAAGAAGUUAAUUGAAAUUAAGAGCAUGUAUGCAAAAAGAAAUCUCCCUCCACAGGUUGCAGCUGAGGAGAAGCUCGUGUUUGUUGGUGACAAAUAUAUACUAAAAAAAGAAACAAAAUGGAACUAUCAAAUUCAGGGUCUGAUGGGAAUAACAGGGAUUCAUUGCUGUGAUCUAGUUAUUUAUACCUUCAAAGGAAUAUUGAUUGUCGAUGUCAAGUUUGACAGUGAGUUGUGGAACGAAAUGCUUGAGAAGCUGAGAAACUUUUUCUUAAAGUACAUAGUUCAGGAACUCUUUCACCAUGACAUACUUAAAUCAUUAUAAGGGACUAUCAUUGGUGGUGAAUGCUGAUGCUCAAUGCUGGAUAAUUCCUCAGUGGGUCUAAAGAAGAUUUUUGAUAUGUGUUAUUAACCAUUAACAUAAACUGACUGGUAAUUGUUCAAAGUUACAAACUUAUUGUGCUUCUCAGCUCACAAGGCAGCAGUAGUUAUUUAGCCAGGGGUGGUAGCAAAUUGCACAGAGCAGCACACACACUAAAAAUGUUGUCAGCAAUGGGCAGCAUUGGAACAAGAAAGUUCCCUUGUAGAAUUCUAAAGUCCUUAAGUCGUCCAAUGGCACGUUCUACAUGGAUCCGAACACUGGCAAUGGCACGGGUAGAUUUUACUGCCUUCUUAGACAGUUGCUUUCCUGAGUAAAAAAAGAGAUUUCAAAUUAAGUAAAUGCCAGCUUGAGAAGCUACUGAUAGAGAAGUACUUGCUGUUUUUCAGUCAAAGCUGUUUAUGUUAAAUAUCAAAGCACCUAGAAAAGAGAUCACAUAUGAUGGGAACUGCAGCCUUUAUAAACAUAUUUGUGAGAUUGAGUUAAAGUAAUGGUUACAUGUAUCUCCCUGAUGAGCAGCUUGCCUUAACCAUUAAUAAAAAUACUGAUAAGAAUUUGUACCUGUUAAGUAACUUCAACUUCAUUGUUACUACCAAUUAGAUAUAGGUAUGUUGCUAUAUCAGAUUUUUUACCAGCCUAAGGAGACCAUCUGUUUGCUUUUUCCAUACCUUCUCUCAUUCCUUCCCUCUGAAACUCCCUUUAUCUAACUUAACCACUAAAUUUUAAAGGGUGAGUUACCUUUGCAAAGUGGUGGGAUAUUAAGUGCUACUUUCUUUCUUGUAAGCAGAUCCCUGAUGUUGAAGCCUUUGUCUGCCAUAACACAAUCCCCCUCUUCAAGUUUGUCCAAUAGACCACUUUUUUCAGUAAUAUAUCUAUCGCUGACAUUUCCAGUCCAUAGUUUAGAAACAAAGGUGAAAUAACCUGUAGGUGAGAUUCCCACUAGUGCUUUCAUUGUGUUGUGCUGUUUAUAGUUACUCCAGGUGGCCCUCUGGGCACUAGGGGAUGUUGGCUUUUGUAAAUAUAUCUCAGUACAGUCUAUUAUUAUUCUUGUGCUAGGAAACUUACAAAAAGACCGUGGUAAAGUUUUCUUAAUGUCUUCCUUACAAGGCCAUUUAAGGAGAAUGUCACGAAAAACUGUAGACAGAAAACAAACCCAAGUUGUAAAGACUUUGCUAACUGUUCCCUCUGAUACUCCAAAUAUAUCUGAAAUAUGUCUGCUUAAAAGCCCAAGUCUGAGUCUCACCAAAGUUAAGAUGAACUCUUCCAUAAUGGUCAAUAAUCUUUGCUUUCCAGGCUUUUUUUUGCUUGAAUCUUUUUGAUACGUAACUUCCUUCUCUUUGUUUUUGUCCCAGUACUUAAGUUUUUCUGCAAAGGGCUUUAACAAAUUAAAUAUCAUUGUUAAGCAAGCCAGGCUAGGUAUCCCUGUGUAAAAUUUGACUGGCUCGUCAUCUUUUAAAACAUCAUCCACAAAUAGCUCUCUUUUCAGCUGCUUGCUGUUUGUCAACUUUGCCUUAAGAUUUGCGUUUUCCUCCUUCAAAGUAUUAAUUUCACUGUUUAAAACCUGUAAAUCUUCAAAAGGAAAUUCUGUUUGAGUUCCCUUGUCAUUGUUUAGAAGACACUGACAAUAAUUGUGAUCCAAAAGAACUGCCUCGUUGCUUGUUGCGACCCAGGUAUCUUUGCCUUCCUUUGUAACCGUCCUACUCUUUUUAGGUUUAGGACAUUGCUCAUGAGAUGUUCGUUUCUUCCUAUCAUCCAGUCUUUUUUCACGAGAAGAAACAGGACCCUCGUUUGUUGAGGGAUUAAAAUACUUCGGCAAUUCACCUGGAAUAAUUUCUCUUCUCCCGCCAAGGGAAUUUUUGAUGGAGGAAGCCUCGAAAUGUGCACUGCAAAUCCGAGGGUUUUUUUGAGCUCGGAAUUUGGGAUCAUUUUGUCGACAAAAGUUCUUCCAAAGCCUUCUAGAAUUCUGUUCGGAAGGGAAGCAGAAAAAGGAAAGAUCCGGACGAUUCCUAGAACUGUUCAAGCAGUUCGCUACAGAACAAAAAUUCACCAUAACUUUGGAAAAAUAAUGGUAACUUACACAUUACAUACAGUGCACCGGUUUCUGUUUUUAAUUUUCCCCGCGCGCGGUCCUCUAAGCCUCGUUUGCAUGUUCAUUUCUAGUUCUCAGGAAGGCGCGUCCAAUGAUAUCGAAAGGACCCUAUUUGAAACGUGUACCUCAAGACUGCAAACUUGGAACCAGCCGAGAAAGAGGAAGCUUGACUCUCAGUCCGUUUAUGAAAUUGAUUUCUCAAAAAAAAUUUAUAGAAGAGAAGAAAGGAACAAUGCUAAGCCUUUGAAUGAUCCAAGACGUCCAUCUGAAAGGAACAAUGAUCCGAAAAAUGUCAACAGAGAACUGCUUGAUAAAAUAAAAAGAGUGAAACCGAAUUGUGGUUUCUUUUGUCUACUGUCAGAUGAGAAACUUGACCAAAAUAAAAAUGACAUCAUUUCUCCAAUUAAAGAGCACCCAGUCUCACUCACUGAUAUUUUUGACCGGGCAAAAAUAAUUAAGAGAAAUCUCGUGGGUAGUGAUCAAGAGAGACAGAACAUUGCACUUGCCACAAAAGCUCAAAGUAACUGUCAGGCAUGGUUUGAACACAGACGUGUUCGUAUUACAGCCUCUCAGAGCAAACGAGCAUUAAUAAAGCCUUCUACUAGCCCAACAAAAGCAAUGAAGGAAAUCUUACACUAUAACAAUCAAUACCAAAGAAAUAAAAUGAAACAGGGACUGAAAGAUGAAAAGAAGAUCAUACUGGAGUAUGAAAACAAACUGGAUUGCAAAGUCAGUGAAACAGGUUUUGUUAUAUCUCAGAGUCAUCCUUUCUUUGGGGCCUCUCCAGAUGGGGAGGUAGAUGGGGGACUAGUGGAGAUGAAAAGAAUCUUCACAGAUGGCCUAUCUCUAAAGGAGGCAGUGUGUAAACGUCGUAUAUGUAGAGACACUUGUCAUGGAUUGGUGAUUAACAGGAAUCAUAAGUUCUAUUACCAAGUCCAGCAGCUGAUGCUUUGCACCAAAUCAUCCUGGACUGAUCUGGUACUCUCUGACACUGUUAAUUUAAUUAUUUUACAUGUGAGGAAGGAUAAGAAAUUCCUCUCUGACAUAGUCCCAAAACUGGAAAAGUUGUAUGACAACCACAUCUCUUUGGAACUAGCAUACCCAAGAGUUUAUUAUGGACUUGCUAGAUUGAGUAAACUAAUUAACUGA
Molecule: messenger RNA, 5948 nt
Organism: Pocillopora meandrina
Lineage: Eukaryota; Metazoa; Cnidaria; Anthozoa; Scleractinia; Pocilloporidae
Source: the annotation of a GenBank genome assembly